GAAAUUACUAAAUUUAAUUUAGAAAUCUGCUGAAUGAUGAGAUAAGAACAAAUUUGCUAAUUUUAAAGAAAAUAAAUUGACAAAGUGAUGGAAGUGACUUGUGGAUUAUUAUAUAAGUCGGAUGUUAAUUAAAAACAUAAAAUAAAAUAAUCAAAAAUUGUAUAUGAUAUAAUGAGUUGUUAAUCUAUUAGAAAAAAACAAUUGCGUUUGUUCAUGUAAAUCACUAUACAAGUGUUAGUCUUGUGUAAAUGUAAAGUUGUCGAGAAAAGAGAAGUUUUCCAUAAAAUUUGAAACAAUACUCUGUUUUCUUCUCUCUUCCAAUUCUAUUUUACUUUUCUUGAUCACAUCAAACCAAUAAUAUAUAAACUGUUCUCUACCGAUCCAGAUUUCGUGCUCGUCUCUUUUUCCAACAAGAUCAUGAGUUCUCCGGUGCUAAAUCAAGACAUAAUCCAAGAGGUUCUUUCUUAUUUCCCGGCUUCAAAAAUUGGAAAAUUCAGGCUCCUGAAUAAAGAGUGCAACAAGAGAAGCUACGAGUCAUGGUUUCUCAAUCUCAAUUUCCAUAGAACCAACUAUAUCUCCGGAUACUUCCUAGAACGCUACGAACGAGGAUACAAACUUGAUACCAGUUUUGUCCAUGAGAGGAGAGAUUUGGAAAACAAAGGAGUCUCCAUCGAUUUUCUGCCACAGGGAGAGGGAAAGAUUAAAGCUUGUGAUGCAAGUCAUGGAAUAUUGCUUUGUGUUAAUGAUACAGGAAUAAUACCGGAAUACAUAGUCUGCAAACCAACCACAAAACAGUAUCAGAUCAUACCAAACCCAAAAGUGGGGAGAUGUGAUAAGUCACUCGGUAUAAUGGUAACCGGAUUGAACCCUUUCCGGUAUAAAGUAUUUAGGCUUUCGAAGUCGCCCGGUAUGAAUCGGAGUCUCAGAACUUUUGCGUGCGAAGUUUUUGAUUCCGAUUCGUUUAUGUGGAAGAGGAUAAAAAAUCUGCGUCUACCAAGAACAGACGGUUUAAUUUUUUCAAACCCGGUACAAGCUUCGGGGUUCUUGAAUUGGAUAUCACGGAACAACAACGUGAUCCGGUUAUGUCUCAAAACCGAAACUUGGUCUUUCUUACAUACCCCAAACGUUGGUAUAUUCCCAGAGUUGGUCAGAUACGAAGGGAAGCUAGGUGUUAUUCGUCACUGGAUAAACAACAAUCAAGAAGAUGUUCACGGAUUAUGGGUUUUAAAGAGCAGUUUUGAGAAGUCGUGGAUAAAAGUGAAAGAUAUUAAAAGCAUUGGAGUAGAUCACAUUGUGUGGACUCCAAGCAACGACGUCGUAAUGCUUUCUAGUUGGGAUCGUGUCUGCCUCUACAACAUUAACACAGAAAAGUUGAACUUAGUUCAUACAAACAAAGAUUUUGCCUCUUACGUUUGUUUCCCGUUUUGUUCUGAUUACGAGAAGAUUGAUCUGGAUUCUGACGAAAGAAGAAAUGGACCUACAAAUGCAAACUAGUCAACAAGGCCCAACGUGGGGCACAAAAUAUAGGAAUAUUUAAUUUGUUAUAUGGUUUGUUCUUCUUUUUUUUCUUUUUG
This is a messenger RNA of Arabidopsis lyrata subsp. lyrata, 1574 nucleotides long. Its product is annotated as F-box protein At5g07610. NCBI's taxonomy places the organism in Eukaryota, Viridiplantae, Streptophyta, Magnoliopsida, Brassicales, Brassicaceae. The record is from RefSeq and is a predicted model, not a curated record.